This is a messenger RNA of Ectocarpus siliculosus, 5062 nucleotides long. Lineage: Eukaryota; Phaeophyceae; Ectocarpales; Ectocarpaceae. The record is from the annotation of a GenBank genome assembly.
GUACCACGUGGUACAAGUACAGCUACAAACCAGAGACAGCACAGACAGGCGGACCGAGAUCUCAGGAAGAGAUACACCAUACCUGAACGUAGGGAAGUCUGGCGCGAACCACCAGCUUCUCUGUGGCCGAGUGAACAAUGGCGGGCGACAAUGGUAACCAUGCCGCUCCGCCAGCGGCAGGGGCUUCUCAAGGAGCCGUUGGCGCUCGGGCCGGAGCUCAGGACUCCCGCCAAUGUCCAAGGAAUGGUCGUUGGCUCACUGUGAACGAUGCUAUGGACUACCUGGAUGCCGUGAAGCUCGAGUUUCGCCAUCAGCCUGAGAUCUACGAUGAGUUCCUGGCGAUCAUGGGGCGGUUCAAGACCAAGCAAAUGCUACCUCCAGACGUAAUCGUCGAGGUCGCGAGACUAUUUCGGGGGCGAAAUUCGCUUGUUCUGCGCUUCAAUAGGUUUUUGCCGGAGGGCUUCAAGAUAGAACCUGACGACAUACAGCGUAUGGAGGACGAAGAAUGCGCGGCAAAGGAAGAAAAUGCCGGAGGCACAGCCCCAGGGCAUGCUGCAGGUGAUGGCGAUAGAUCGGUGAUGUCUGUACAAUCUGGGGAAGAAAGCGACCCCGAGGAAAGGGCGAUGGAGUUCGACCAUGCCAUUCACUAUGUAACGACGAUCAAGAGACGUUUUUCGGACGACGUUGGGACAUACAAGGCCUUCCUUGAAAUUCUGCACACGUACCAACGACAGCAACAAGAUACGCACUCAGGUAUCAAUCAUGUGCUGGAGCAGAUCACCGACCUGUUCGCCGACGAACCCGAUCUGCUGAGGGAGUUCACCUACUUUCUCCCGGACACCGUCCAGGCGCAGGCCAAGGAGAGGCUUGAUAGCGCUGCCGUGGAAGCCGAAGUUAGGCUGGGCCGUGCGCUGAACGGGCAGCGCGGGCAGCGCCUUUCUACGCACGCUCCUCAAGGUGGAUCCCAGCGUGGCAGGCUCGAUGGCCGAGCCAGGCCUGCAAAUUCGUCCCGGGGUCAGUCGCGCGGGCAUCGAACACAGCAACGAGUGCUGGGGGGAAGUAGCUCGACUUACAGGAGUGACGACGACGAACAAGAGUGGCGCGAGCAGCGCGCUUACGGCCGGGGUCGGACCAACACCCAGCGUGGCUAUCAUGGUGGGUACGGGUCACGCUCGCAGUAUUCAAACGGCGGGACCGGUAGUGAACCUGACCGGAACCCGUACGCUGGAAACAACCACAUGCAAACUCAGCGCGGUGGAAGGCAAGCCCGGAAGGGGCGCCAAAUGUGGUCUCAAGCUGAAGAUUACGAACUUGGCCCCGACGGUGUCUUCAAAGGGCCCAAAAAGCGCACGCGAGAAUCGGAUGACGCUGGCGGGGCUGGGGGUCGAGGGUGGUCGUCAAUGGACUCGCAAGGGACCAUCAAGACCUCUCCCGCCAACCAGUUGUUUGAUCAAGCACGUGAUGUACUGUCGUCGAGCGGAGACGACACUGAUUGGACAGAGUUCCUCAAGUGUCUCGACUUGUUCAGCAACGAAAUUUUGGGGCGGGACGAACUGCUGGAUAUGGUACAGGAUCUGUUCGAGGCCCACGACGGAUUUGACCUGAUGGACGAAUUCAAGGAUCUUGUCUACCGGCGGGGGAAGUUGGAACCACCCCCCAGAGACGCGAUGCCCACUUUGGGGCUCUCAGAGAUCAACUUCCAGAGCGCCAAGAUGUGUACUCCGAGCUACCGCGAGCUACCCCAAGAUUAUCAGGUCACCUCGUGCAGCGGACGGAGUCCAAACGAGGACGCAGUGCUGAACGACACGUGGGUCAGUGUUCCGGUCGGGAGUGAAGACAGCGGCAGCUUCAAACACAUGCGGCGCAACCCGAACGAAGAGCAGCUUUUCAAGGUUGAAGAUGAGCGCUUCGAGUUGGACAUGCUGAUAGACGGUGUAGCUUCGGCGAUUGCUCGGCUUGAACCGGCAGAAGAAGAGAUCGAGGCGUUAAGAGCCACGGCGGGGUCUGCUCUCGGGCAAAAUGCGGCCCCCGCAGCGACUAGUCGGGAGGGGGCUUCAUCCAUAAGUGGGCCAGACGGCGGUGAUGUAGUGUUGCCGCAAUUCCAGUACCGCUUAGACAGGCGCACGCUCGGAGCGCUACAUCUCAGCACAAUAUCUCGGCUCUACGGAGAUCACGGGCCCGAAGUUGUCGACCUGUUGCGCAAGAACCCAGCAGUAGCGAUUCCGGUGGUGUUGAAGCGGUUGAGGCUAAAGGAAGAGGAGUGGUGCGUGGCGCGGGAAGAAGCUAAGGGUGGCUGGAAGGAACUUGCCCAGAAACAUUUCCACAGGAGUCUAGACCACCGGUCGUACAACUUUCGCCGCGAAGACAAGCGCCAUACGUCUAACAGGGCUCUGCUUCAGGAAAUCAAGGACAGGAAAGUAGACGAGGACCCUCAGAAGGCCGCGGUCGUCAAGGCUGCCCGAGAAAAGGUUCACAGUGCCCAAAAAGACGUGCUGAUACUUGGGCGGGUAUCCCCUACGUCGACCGCUGCGGACGGCGACAGUAUAAACGGCCAGGGCAGUACGGGAGAAACUGAUACGGCGGCGCUGGAUGGAAGUGCUGCUGCUACAGCGACGGACAGCCCAGGCACGUUGCCUGUGAAGAGCGACGAUACAGCGACGACGGGCAGUCGGCCACGAAGCAAGGAGGGUAUCCGGGUAUUGAGGCACCAGGCAGAGCAGACCUCUCCGUGGUACAUGUUUGCCCACUUGACGCUGAAGUAUCCACAAGAAGGAACGCCUGGUAUCCACAAGGACAUCAUGGAGCUUCUGACGCACACUCUGGCGCGUCGCCCUCCAUCGGAAGACGACGUUCGACAAGCUUCUACAACAGUGGCAGACUUGCUGCCGGCCUUCUUUUCUCUCGGAAGAUCCAAUCAAGCGGCAAAUGGAGAGGGGAGCACGGCGUUAGGUGGAAACGGAGGCUGUGCCCAGAGCAGCGGCGAUGAAAGGAAGGGGGAUCGGCGACGUAGCCCCCAGAGUGUCACAAACGAAGGAACAGCUCUAACCCCGGAUCCCCAAGGGUGUGUUCCUGCGAAAGACUCUGAAGGCCGUGCCUCGUCCAACCCCCUCCCCCAGGGGCAAGAGGUGAUGUUCACGACAACCGACUUCUAUCUGGUGCUACGUAUGCACCACUUACUCGCGGAGAGACUCGCUGAAGCGAAAAAACUGUGCAGCGAGGCAGGGCUGUCACGCCAGACUGUGGUGGCCUCCCCCCAAGAGGUCCUGCGAGCGAGUGCGGGUGUCACCGGCACCGGCAUGCAUGCAGCCAAUGGAGACAAGGAGGAAAUAGGGUACAAGACAUUCCUUGGGCACCUGUACGAUUUGCUGGAGGAGAAGAUCAACACGGAGCGUUACGAAGAGGGUGUGCGGCAGCUAGUGGGAAACCAGGGCUAUGUCCUGUGUAGUCUCGACAAGCUUGUGGUGGGUCUGCUCCAAAAUCUGUACCGCGCGAGCGCAGACAAGGUCUUCCACAAGCUCACUCAGCUAUAUUACUACGAGCGAACGACGCAGACCGAAGGAGUGGUGCCUGCCAUCUACAGGGGUCACGUCCAGGAACUACUGAGUCGCUCGGAGAAAGAGGUGGUGCGGGUGCAAUACCACCCUGGAGCGCAAAAGCCAUCUGGUGGCUGGCUGCUGGAACCGGCGUUGAAAAUGGAAUUCUUAGGUCGUGUGGGCACUGAAGCAACUCAGGAGGGUGCUAUUGAAACUGACAGCGCAACCGAUGGCACUGCACAAAAUGAGGCCGUUGCGGCUGAGGAAUAGCAAAACUGAGCUUUCCUCCCGUUUUGAGCGCCACCUUGUGACUUUCGAGGUCCUCGCGGACACGAGUGUAGGCUGAUACUAGGGGGAUUAAUAUCUGGGGAGUAAGUGUCUGGAGGAGCAGCGAGAUUGUAUGUUUUGCCCAGUGCAGUGAAGUAUGGUGUCACGACAAUUAACUGUGUGUCGGAAAAGUUACGGUGGUGUGUCGUCGAUGUAUCUUGCCCUUCCCUCUAACCUCGCCUUACCCUAAUUCUUCUCGCAUCGAAUGGAUUGAGCAAAACAAUCGCCUCUUUUCACCACGAACAUGCCAUGCAAAGCGGGAGUGGCCAAUACUGUACCUCAGUGUUUCCCGAGGCUUUUCGGAGAAAGCGCAGAAUGUCGACAAUACACGACUUGAGUCAUGAGUUCGUGAAGCCAGUAACGCAUCGACUCAUGGAACAAUACCAAAUAUUCGUCUCUUUUUUCGUUACAAGUGGCCAAGGAUCGCACUUCUCGAAAGUGCAACCGCUAAAUAGAAUUUCGAAGCACAUCCUAUGCCGAGUCACGUGGAGUGAAAGUCAGCAGAAGUUGUGCGAAGUAGGACGUUCAAGGAUCGUCAAAAUGAGCAACUCGCGCAAGCACACGACCUUCUGCGCUGUUGCGGGAACCAAGCCUACCGAUAUCACUCACGGGCACCUUCAUUUUCAUAGUAAAAUGAGCUGGUUUGCCCACUGAUUCAGACCACAACCUCAAAACCUUUUCGCGUUUUGCAGCAUGACUCGAAUCGAGGCGAAAACACAACAGCUGGGGGUUUAUCUCACAACAUGCCUAACAAUGUGCGGACAACGACAAAACUCACGUACAUGCACCUAAUUCGACUCCACGGUCGACGACGGAAAAUAAACGGCUGAGAUAUUCUCGUCACAAAAGCAGAGGCAAGCACAACAGGAGGAAUGGGGAGAAACGCCAUUUCGUUUCCUGUGUGGUGGCCCCGGCUGGCAUCCAAAAUCGAAACGGGUCUGGAAAUCAACGCCCAGAACAACCGGAAGACACAUACACGCCCUACCGCACAACCACCUCUCCUGCGACCAUCUUAGGGUACACACGCUUGUACAGAUUUAAACAAACGGUGUCAUUUUGCUUGACCGCCUUAUUGAAGAUGACCUUCAUCAGCCCAUGCGUUCCGACGGGCUCCUUGAUAUGCCCCGUGAGCCCGUACUUGGUGACCAACUCUGCCGGCUUGAACCACUUGACGUCUCCGGGUCUAUGGAACAUGUGCUUCA